AUGGAUUUUAAUAUUGGAAUUGAGGAAGCAAUCCCACAUUCAUCCGAUGAUGAAAGUUAUUCCAGACACAAUAGCAAUUGUGAAGAUCCACUCAAUCAUGGUUUGGAUGGGGGAGGCAAUUCAGUUGGUUUUGAUAUGAAAAGUAUUAAUGAAGAUGUGGUCCGGCAACUCAUAUUCGAGAGUAUUGAUGAUGCUGAAAAUUUUUACUCAUCAUACGCCAACUUAGCUGGUUUUGGAAUUCGAAAACAGAGUGUGAAACGUAACUCCGCAAACCUUGUAAAGUAUAGGGAGUGGGUUUGUACACGUGAGGGGUUUCGCAGACGGCCAAAGGAUGAUAAUAAUAGAAAACGAGAGGCGAAAGCUCUUACUAGAUGUGGUUGCAAAGCAGGCUUACGUGUAGCACAUGAUCGUUUUUCAGGACAUUAUAUUGUGACGGAUUUUGAAUCUCAACAUAAUCAUGAUUUGCAAGGUUUCAAGAAGAGGUACAUAAUUUAA
Molecule: messenger RNA, 495 nt
Organism: Erythranthe guttata (spotted monkey flower)
Lineage: Eukaryota; Viridiplantae; Streptophyta; Magnoliopsida; Lamiales; Phrymaceae
Source: RefSeq, a predicted model, not a curated record